AUGGGCCCCCCUCUGGAGCCAGGCCUAGAGGUGGAGCUCGAAGGUGAACGUCUGGUGGCUGGGACGCCUCCCUGGAGAGGUUUACGGGCAUGUCCCAUCGGCGAUAAGCCUGCUUCGGUGGAGCUGAGCUGCGGGGCUGGACCCAGUUAUGUAGUCUUGGAGCCGGGGUCCCCCCUCACGCUUGACUGUAACUUAGGGGCCAACGACACACCGUUCAACAUCACCUGGCUGCAUAACAACACGCCCCUUCCCCCAGAGGGAAGCGGCGUGCAGCGGUAUGUCAUUGAUCGGUCCCUCCUUCUGUCGCCUUCCUCUGAGGACGGAGCACCCCUCCAGGCUCUGGAGGGGGGCUACAGCUGCGUGAGUGCCAGCGCACAUGGAGCCCUGACUAGCCGGACGGUACACGUGCUUCUGGCAAGUCUGUCCUCCUUCCGUCAGGAGCCUUCACCUCAGACGGUGCCUGCUGGGGGGGCUGCUCGCUUCGAGUGCCAGAUCGAUGGUGUGCCCACACCUGUAAUUACUUGGGAAAAGGACAAAGUCGCUGUCCCCGAGGACCCAAGCAGGUUAAUUUCCCUUCCUAAUGGCGUGCUCCAGAUUCUGGAAGCUACCACGAAGCAUGAGGGCGCCUACCGCUGUGUUGCAUCCAACUCUGCCGGGAGGGACAUCAGUCACGAGUCCCGGCUCACUGUUACUACAGGCUCUGCAGAAGACCUGAACAGAGUUACGAUUGUGGCACCGCCUCAAAAUGCGACGGUUGUGCUCGGCCGUCCCGCCGUGAUGGAGUGCAUGGCGCAGGGCCAACCCAAGCCGUUGGUGUCCUGGAGCAGACUCGAUGGGAAGCCCAUUUCCACUGACGUUGUUGUCCUCGCCACCAACCUGGUAAUCAGGGACACGAGGCGCCACCAUGGGGGCAUCUAUGUCUGCAGGGCCAACAAGCCUCGCACUAGAGAGUUUGUCACAGCUGCUGCUGAGCUGCACGUGCAUGCCCCUCCAGUUAUUCUUCAGCCCCCAGAGACGGUAUCCCUCUCCAGGGGAAAUACAGCCAGGUUCAUGUGCAACAGCACUGGUGAGCCCACUCCGAUGUUGCGCUGGCUGAAGAACGGCCAACCAAUCCGCUCCUUCCGUCGCACCAAGACCCAAAACCCUGGCGUCCUGCUUAUCAAUCAGCUCGCUCUAGAGGACGCGGGCUACUACCAGUGCAUCGCUGACAACGGCUUGGGUACUGCAUGUGCCACCGCCAAACUCACAGUCAUCGUGAGGGAGGGGCUCCCAAGCCCGCCCCGACGUCUCACCGUCGCCCCUUACUCCAGCACUACUGCCCUUCUCACAUGGGAGAAACCAGAAUACAACUCAGACAAAAUCAUCGGCUACUCAGUGCACUGCCAACGGGCUGCAGAAUCAGAUAACGUGGAAUACCAAUUUGCGAUGAAUAACGACACAACGGAGUAUCAUGUCAAGGAUCUUCUCCCCUACACCGCUUAUACCUUCUUUGUGGUGGCGUACUCUCCCAUGGGAGCCAGUCGUCCGUCUCUGCCCGUUACUGUCGACAUGCUCGAGGAUGUGCCCAGCGUGCCUCCCCAGCUGUCAAUAGCCAGCACAUCACCGACGGACAUCAGGUUAAUGUGGCAUCCGUUGUCCUCGCAGCACAGUCGAGGGACCAUUACCAGCUACCGUAUUGAGUACUGCUCUCUAGAUAACGCAGACACUGUUUUCUCUGUGGAGGUGGCUGGUAAUGAGACCCAGUUCACGCUCAGGGAGCUGCAGCCCAACCAGGCUUACAGAUUGAGGAUAGCAGCUGGAACAGGUGUCGGCUUCGGGGUCCCAUCUGAGUGGGCUCAGCACCAGACGCUAGCCCACUACAACCAGACCAGCCAUCGCAUGGUGGUGUUUGCUCCAACUGAGAUGAAGGUGCAAGCACGGGUGAGUACGCUCAACGUCACUUGGCAACCCUCACCCAAUCACACAACCAUCUCCGGCUACAAGCUGUCCUGCCGAGAGGUGGGCGCUAAUGGGGAGAAGAUGAAGCAGACUCACGUGGUCAGGCUCCGCAAAAAGACCAAAUACCACCUCCUUACCGGUCUAGUUGCAGACCAACAGUAUGAGGUGAGAGUUUGGGCGUUCAUCAAGCAGAUAGAUGGCUCAGCAGCAGUUUGGAAAGGCAGAACAGAAAAGGCAGAUAAAGCUUCUUCACUACCGAUGCGACCGCCCCCGUUACCACCGAGCAGCAUUCAGGCAGUGGCCAACAGCUCCACAUCCAUUCGGCUCAGGUGGGAGAAACCUCGCUUCAGCACGGUGCGCAUCAUCAACUACACAGUGCGCUGCAGCCCGGCCGGAACCAUCAACGCCUCUCUGGUCACGUACCACACCAGUGCUGCUCAGGAGAUCCUGAUUGGAAAGUUGAAGCCUUACACCCGCUAUGAGCUGGCUGUACAGUCCAACGGCAUGGAUGCGGCAGGACCGUUCAGCAGUACAGUGGAGGAGUUCACGUUCUCUGACAGGCCGUCAUCUCCACCACAGGAGCUGCGACUCAAUGUUAUUGACUCAUCCUCAGUGCUGGUGAGCUGGCGCCCUCCGCUGGAGCCAAACGGUGCUAUCGUUGGCUAUAUUAUUUUGUACAGCAGCAACCUGAGCCAGCCCGAGCACACGUGGAGGAACCUCUCUCAGGAUGGCAGCAUCACUAAUGUUGAGGUGCGGGGUUUAUCAAGUGGCACCCAUUAUUUUUUCAAGCUGGGUGCAUCUACAGAAAUGGGCGCCGGGCCUUAUUCACAUGUAAAGGAUAUUCACACACCCCUCGAGCAGUAUGAGUUGGAUAUCCAUGCAGUGACGGGCAUCAUCGUUGGAGUGUGUUUGGGGCUCAUAUGCAUCCUCCUCUGCAUGUGUUUCAGUUUCCGCAACACUAAGACUCGGGAUGUAUCUGAGGGCUUGGACUCCACAGCUGUGACUCCCCAGUACAGGAGAGGAGCUUACCCCAGUCCAGCCCACGGCCCAGAGUGCAGUGAUUGGCAUGAGCUGGAGACACUAAUGCCCUCCACUGGCCAAGAAUCUGGCCAGUUGUCAACAGAAGCCCCCGAGGAGCACAGCCUGGUGAGCGCCAACACCAGGGAGGGUGGGGAUACCUCAGCACCUGAACCCAAGGAUGCUUGGAACGGCUCCGUUAGUCAUAACUGGGCCAACAGAAUCACCCAUUACAGAGACACUGUCACAAAAGACUCGCCAGGAUUCAUCGAUGGAGAACUCAACGUGACAAAUACGGAUUGCCCUAGUGCAUCCCUGUCAAAUAACCAGGUGGAGGCCGACGUCAUUGUCCACACAGAGGUCAUCGGAAAGGACCAAGAGAACAGUGGGCAGGCCAAGGAUUCCAAAGGCAACCAUGGACCUUCGUUAGGACAGAUUGAGGAGAACUCUCCUGGUAGACAUUCGCUGCAGGAUCCUUUGACAAAUCCGGCAGCCAACCACAAUUGGGAGUCGGAGCACAAAGCAGCGGAGGCGCUUCACGCCGAGCCAAAGCAGAACUCAGAACUGACCAAUGGCUUCCACUCCCCCAAGACGCCUCCCCUCGUGCCCAAAACAAGGGAAAAUGGGGACAUUCAACGCUGCCCUUCAGCACAAGCGAAGGCCAAGUCCGCAGGGCUCACCCCUGCCCCUUUUGUUCAUUCGGGCCUGGUCCACCCUACCUCACUAGCACACAGUUAUUUGUGCCCAUAA
This is a messenger RNA of Nerophis lumbriciformis (worm pipefish), 3705 nucleotides long. The record is from RefSeq and is a predicted model, not a curated record. Lineage: Eukaryota; Metazoa; Chordata; Actinopteri; Syngnathiformes; Syngnathidae.